This is a messenger RNA of Bombina bombina (fire-bellied toad), 3881 nucleotides long. RefSeq names its product zinc finger protein OZF-like. The coding region runs from base 103 to 1602 and encodes 499 amino acids. Gene Ontology annotation, biological process: regulation of immune system process; negative regulation of transcription by RNA polymerase II; regulation of cytokine production. Lineage: Eukaryota; Metazoa; Chordata; Amphibia; Anura; Bombinatoridae. The transcript is spliced from 8 exons. The record is from RefSeq and is a predicted model, not a curated record.
GUGAGUGCUAUGACAUAACAGGUCCUUUAGCCAGAUGGGAUCUAGCCGAUACCCUCUUAAUAUGGUGGUUUUAGGUAUGAGUGUUACACAAUAUCACUGACCAUGAACAAGAUGAAGAAGAAGCUGCCUGAGCGGAUCCUGAAUCACAUCCUGGAGAUUCUCUACCUGCUGACGGGAGAGCGCGUGACUAACUCACUGACAGCGAGUCAGAUGACCGGGGACAAGAUGACGACAGAGAGAAUACUGACCCACACCCUGCAGAUUAUAUGCCUGCUGACUGGGGAGGUGCCUAUAAAGUGUGAUGAUGUUGCCGUGUAUUUCUCUAUGGAGGAGUGGGAGUAUAUAGAGGGACACAAGAGUCAUUACAAGGACAUCAUGUUGGAGACCCUUAAUAAACCCCAGACUACUGAGAUCCAAGCACACAAGAACUCAGGUGAAGUUGUAUUAAAUACUGCACCAGCAGAAUACCUGAGUAUUAGUCAGCUGGACCCUCCGGAGCAGGAGAUCUGUAACAGUAUUAGCACAGGUGAUAUAAAGACUGAAGUUAUAUUUAAUACUGAACGAACAAAUCAUCUGGGUCUAAAGAGUCAACUGGAAUCUCUGGAGCAGAAAGUCAGUAACAAUGUCAGCACAGUUAAAAUUAACCCUGAAAUAACAAAAGUGGAACAAACAGAAGAUCUGUGUGUGGCGAAACCACUUGAAAUUCAGGAGCAGAAAGAUACUGACAUGAAAAGUGACGAGGCUACAGACACAAAUACAUUUUUGAGCUCAGAUAUUCCUAGUCAAGGUUGGAUGGCUGAUGUUUCAAGUGUCUUAAAAGAUCAACAAAGAGAAAUGGGAAAUAAAUCUGUUCCGUGUUCUGCUUCAUGUGGGAAAUGUUUUACCCAUAAUACGCAUACAGGAGAGAAAGCAUUUUCAUGUUCUGAAUGUGGAAAAUGUUUUACUUACAAAUCAAAUUUUAAUGCACAUCAGAAAAUUCAUAAAGGAGAGAAACCAUUUUUAUGUUUUGAAUGUGGGAAAUGUUUUACCCGCAAAUCACAUCUUAUGAGACAUCAAAACAUUCAUACAGGAGAGGAAGUAUUUUCAUGUUCUGAAUGUGGAAAAAGUUUUAACCAGCAAUCAAAUCUUAUUACUCAUCAAAAUAUCCAUAAAUACGAGAAAUCCUUUUCAUGUUCUGACUGUGGGAAAUGUUUUAAAUGGAAAUCAAAUCUUAUAAGUCAUCAGAAAAUGCAUACAGGAGAGAGAGCAUUUUCAUGUACCGAAUGUAGGAAAUCUUUUAAAUGGAAAUCCAAUCUUAUUACUCAUCAGAUAAUUCAUACAGGAGAGAAAGCAUUUUCUUGUUCUGAAUGUGGGAAAUGUUUUACCCACAAAUCAACUUUUAACGCACAUCAGAAAAUUCAUACAGGAGAGAAAGCAUUUUCAUGUUCUGAAUGUGGGAAAUCUUUUACUCGGAAAUCAGAUCUUAUAUCUCAUAGCAAAAUUCAUACAAAAGAGAAAGCAUUUUCGUGUUCCCAGUGUGGGAAAUGUUUUAGCUAUAAGUCAAGUCUUAUUUCUCAUCAGAAAAAUCAUACGUCAGAGGAAACAUUUUCCACGGUCAUUUAGAUCCGAACAACCUUCCCAUGAUAUACAUUGUAAUAUAUGCUACAUGCACUUUAGUAAAUGUUAAUCUUUCCUCACUGUUCUGAGGGAAUUUAAGCAGGGUUUAUAAAUGCCCUAUUAUUAUUAUCAUUUAUUUGUAUAGCGCCGCCAAAUUCCGUAGCGCUGGGUACAAUGAUAGGGGUAUACAAUGACAAAGAUUUGUGAUACAAUACAAAACAUAAUAAGACUAAACAAAUCUAGCACAGGAGGAAGAGGGCCCUGCUCCGGAGAGCUCAAGGUCUAUAGGUUUAGGGUGCAGAGUCAUAAGGUUGGGGUAGCUUGUUACAUCGGUUGUAUUUGCAGCAGUGAGUCAGGCAUUUCAUGUACAUGUAUUAGCUUGGUUCGGAUGCAGGAUGGAGGAGAGAUGGUAAGCCUCUCUGAAUAGGUGGGUUUUCAAGGAUCGUCUGAAGCUAUACAAGGUUGGAGACAGUCUGAUGGAGCGGGGUAGAGAGUUCCAGAGGACAGGAGCAGCACGUGCAAAGUCUUGGAGGCGGGAGUGGGAUGUAGAGAUAACAGGAGUGUAGAGACGUAGGUCAGAGGUUGAUCGAAGAGGACGGGAUGGGAAGUAUUUCACGAUGAGAGAGGAAAUAUAGUUGGGAGUUAGACUGUUGAGUGCUUUGUAAGGUUAGGGCUAAUACUUUAAAUUGUAUUCUGGAGUGUAUGGGGAGCCAGUGUAGAGACUGGCAGAGCAGAGCAGCUGAUGUAGAUCGUCGACUUAGGUGGAUGAGUCUAGCAGAAGCAUUCAUAAUAGAUUGGAGGGAGGAGAGGCGGUGUUUUGGAAGGCCAAUUAAGAGUAGAUUGCAAUAAUCAAUGCGUGACAGGAUGAGGGAAUGAAUAAGUAUUUUUGAGUAAGGAAGGGACGAAUUCUGGAAAUGUUGCGUAGGUGUGAACGGCAGGAUUUGGUAAGCGUUUGUAUAUGUGGGUUGAAUGUGAGUUCUGAGUCUAGUGUGACCCCAAGGCAACGGACCUGGGGUGAGGUGUUGAGAAUAGAGUCUCCAACCAUCAGAGAAAUGUCAGGUGUUGGAUGUCUCGAAGAGGGGGGGAUAAGAAGCAGCUCAGUUUUGGACAGAUUGAGUUGGAGGUAGUGUGACGACAUCCAAGAGAAAAUUGCAGAGAGGCAGUCAGAAAUCUGGUUGAGUAAAGAGGGAGAGAUAUCAGGAGAGGAAAGAUAGAUUUGGCUAUCAUCAGCAUAUAGGUGGUACUGGAAUCCAAAGGAGGCUAUAAGUUUUCCAAGGCAGGAUGUAUAAAGAGAGAAAAGCAAGGGACCCAAGACAGAGCCUUGCGGUACUCCAACUGAGAGAGGCAUAGGAUCACAAGAUAUGUUGUUAAUGGAAACUGAAAACGAGCGGUUUGAAAGAUAUGAUGCAAACCAGGAGAGGGCUGUGUCUCGGAUGCCAAAUGAAUGUAGUAUUUUUAGGAGGAGAGGAUGGUCAACUGUUUCAAAGCUGCGGACAGGUCAAGAAGAAUUAGUAAGGAGUAAUGGCCUUUUGCUUUAGCUGAUAACAGGUCAUUUGUUACUUUAGCAAGAGCGGUUUCUGUUGAGUGUUUAGGGCAGAAAACAAAUUGUAGUGGAUCAAGUAAGGAGUUAGUUGUGAGAAAUUGAGUUAGCCGAUUAUAGACUAGUCGUUCCAAUAAUUUUGAAGCAAAGGGAAGUAAGGAGACCGGUCGAUAGUUAGAAGGCGUGGAGGGGUCAAGCGAGGGCUUUUUUAGGAUUGGUAUGAUUGAUGCAUGCUUGAAAGUGACAGGAAAUGUGCCAGCAGUGAGAGAUUGGUUAAAGAGAUGAGUUAGGGUAGGGGUUAGUGAAGAAGAGAGAGAGGGAAUAAAUUGUGAAGGAAUAGGGUCAAGUGGGCAGCCCUACAGCCACAAAUAAGUUAUUUUUAUUGAUGGUAUUAGAUACGUUAUAUUAUAUAUACCCCCUGUAUAUUCAUGAAUAAAACAGACUUCGGCUCAAUGAUUUUUCUGAUCUACUUAUCUCUAGCAGUAGACACUGAGACAUAGAUUGGCUGACAUUUCAGUACCAUAGGAACUACAUAUGCUAUACAACUCUGCUUCAUCUCACUGACAUGAAAAAUUAGAUGUGUGCAUUUGUAUCCUCUAUUUGCACAGAUCUUAGUGUGUUGAACGUUCACAAGAAUAAAUCUGACUCCGAAAAGAGACAAAUGCCACUUCUUCCGCACGUUCUAACGAAGGAUCUGAAUGCACACGUAUAUAAUAAAUUAUUAUAAUGAAACAUUUUUCAUCUA